Molecule: messenger RNA, 271 nt
Organism: Paramecium sonneborni
Lineage: Eukaryota; Ciliophora; Oligohymenophorea; Peniculida; Parameciidae
Source: the annotation of a GenBank genome assembly
AUGUAAAAUUAAGAAGAUCAAAGAAAAACAGAAAGUGAAAUGCCUGUUGAUGCAGUUGAACAUUAACUAACUCCAAUAAUUUAAAAGAAUCUCAUUCCUGAUUAAAAAGGAGUAGUUUCUCCAUUUGCUCCAGCUGAUAACGGUUUAACAUAAUCAUCAUAUGAUAGUGAAAGUGGAUUUGAAGUCAAGGAAAGUGAUAUCACAAUGUAAGGACCAAUCAAUCCCAACAAUAUGGAUCAAUAUUUGCAGGAUUUAGAUAGAAAGGAGUUGA